This is a messenger RNA of Charadrius vociferus (killdeer), 2369 nucleotides long. It is a transcript of the gene GUCY1B1, whose product is annotated as guanylate cyclase 1, soluble, beta 3. Gene Ontology annotation, biological process: cGMP biosynthetic process; response to oxygen levels. The record is from RefSeq and is a predicted model, not a curated record. Gene Ontology annotation, cellular component: guanylate cyclase complex, soluble. Bases 145 to 1800 code for a protein of 551 amino acids. Gene Ontology annotation, molecular function: guanylate cyclase activity; heme binding. The transcript is spliced from 12 exons. NCBI's taxonomy places the organism in Eukaryota, Metazoa, Chordata, Aves, Charadriiformes, Charadriidae.
UUCUGUUUUCUUUUUAGGAAGGAGGCACAGCUGGAUGAAGAAGGACAGUUUCUUGUCAGAAUAAUUUACGAUGAUUCCAAAACCUAUGAUCUGGUUGCAGCUGCAAGCAAGGUCCUUAAUCUAAAUGCUGGGGAAAUUCUUCAGAUGUUUGGGAAGAUGUUUUUUGUGUUUUGUCAAGAAUCUGGUUAUGAUACAAUCCUACGUGUCUUGGGCUCAAAUGUCAGAGAGUUUUUGCAGAAUCUGGAUGCUUUGCAUGACCACCUUGCUACUAUUUACCCGGGUAUGCGAGCCCCUUCCUUUAGGUGCACUGAUGCGGAGAAGGGGAAGGGGCUCAUUCUGCAUUACUAUUCGGAAAGAGAAGGUCUUCAGGAUAUUGUCAUUGGAAUAAUCAAAACAGUAGCUCAACAGAUCCACGGUACAGAAAUAGAUAUGAAGGUUAUUCAACAGAGAAAUGAGGAAUGUGACCAUAUUCAGUUUUUAAUCGAAGAGAAAGAGUCUAAAGAAGAGGACUACUAUGAAGACCUUGACAGAUUUGAAGAAAACGGUACCCAAGAGUCUCGCAUCAGUCCCUAUACUUUCUGCAAGGCUUUUCCUUUCCACAUAAUAUUUGACAGAGAUCUGGUGGUCACACAGUGCGGCAAUGCUAUAUACAGAGUCCUUCCACAGCUGCAGCCAGGAAAUUGCAGUCUGUUGUCAGUUUUCUCUUUGGUCCGGCCUCAUAUUGAUAUUAGUUUCCAUGGGAUCCUCUCACAUAUCAAUACAGUCUUUGUACUGCGGACCAAGGAGGGACUGUUGGAUGUGGAAAAGCUGGAGUGUGAAGAUGAACUGACUGGCACAGAAAUCAGCUGCUUACGCCUGAAAGGGCAAAUGAUCUACUUGCCUGAAGCAGACAGCAUUCUCUUUCUUUGUUCACCAAGUGUGAUGAACUUGGAUGAUUUAACCAGAAGAGGUUUAUAUCUGAGUGAUAUUCCAUUGCAUGAUGCUACCCGUGAUCUGGUUCUUUUGGGAGAGCAGUUCAGAGAGGAAUAUAAACUGACACAAGAGCUUGAGAUCCUCACUGACAGACUGCAGCAUACACUGCGUGCACUGGAAGAUGAAAAGAAAAAGACAGACACAUUACUGUACUCUGUUCUACCACCAUCAGUGGCAAAUGAGCUGAGACACAAGCGUCCUGUUCCAGCUAAGCGGUAUGACAAUGUCACCAUUCUUUUCAGUGGCAUUGUUGGAUUCAAUGCCUUUUGUAGUAAACAUGCCUCUGGAGAGGGAGCCAUGAAGAUUGUUAAUCUUUUAAAUGAUCUUUACACGAGAUUUGAUAUUCUGACUGAUUCACGAAGGAAUCCAUUUGUUUACAAGGUGGAAACAGUUGGGGACAAGUAUAUGACAGUGAGUGGUCUACCAGAGCCCUGCAUUCAUCAUGCACGAUCUAUCUGCCACCUGGCAUUGGAUAUGAUGGAAAUAGCAGGCCAAGUUCAAGUAGAUGGUGAGCCUGUACAGAUAACAAUAGGAAUCCAUACUGGUGAGGUAGUCACAGGUGUCAUAGGCCAAAGGAUGCCACGUUACUGUCUCUUUGGAAAUACUGUAAAUCUAACAAGCAGAACAGAAACUACUGGAGAAAAGGGAAAGAUCAAUGUCUCUGAAUAUACUUACAGGUGUCUCAUGACACCAGAAAAUUCAGAUCCUCAGUUCCACCUGGAGUACAGGGGUCCAGUUUCUAUGAAGGGUAAAAAAGAACCAAUGCAGGUUUGGUUUUUGUCCAGAAAGAGUACAGAGACAGAGGAAACAAAGCAAGAUGCUUUCUGAGCUGAGGGAAGAGGAAGAGGACGCUGGAUAGGGUGCAAUACUGUCUCCAAAUAGGGUGCCAGGCAGUAAGGUUGGGUUAUGGAUGUUAUUUCACGUCAUAUCUCCCAUUGCCAUGUGCAGUACCACUGUCUUUUGCCCUACUCCUUAAAUCAUACUUACCAUUUUUCUUCAGGCUCGCUUGCUUUUUUCUUUUUUUUUUUUGCUUAAUGUUUGGUAUUGUUUUAUCGCUGCUAUGAGCAUGUAUUUCAAGCUUCACUUUUUUUGAUAUCCAUUUUUGCAUGUCAGUCAUGUGGCCCUUCCUACCACCAGAUAAUAUUGAAUAAGAUUUUGUAGUAUGCACGCCACAACUAACCACUUCAAUCUGAUGUUUCACAUCUUCAUCUUCAUCUCUGAAGUACAGUGGUUAUGUGAAUCGGUGACAUUUCUGGGAAGACAGUUAUUUCAGUUGUUGGGCAGAACAAUGAACUGAAAGAACUAUUUUUAAAAAUAAUACCUAAAGCAGCAUUAUGAAAAUUAUUGUAUGAAUGUUGUUUAUCAGAUUUGGUUCUGCUAAUUACCAUGCUUCCCAU